AUGGAUCCAAUAAAGUACAUAUUUGAAAAGCUUGUUGUUACUGGUAGAAUUGCCCGGUGGCAAAUGCUGCCCACCGAGUAUGAUAUACAGUAUGUGACUCAGAAAGCAAUUAAAGGGAGUAUUCUAUCUGACUAUCUAGCUCACCUGCCUGUUGAAGGCUACCAAUCAUUAAAGUUUGACUUUCCAGAUGAAGACAUCAUGUUUAUUAGAGAUUUUACUAUGCCAGGCUUCGAGGUAAGUCCUGAGGAAGGCCCCGAACCAGGAUCGCGAUGGACGCUCGUGUUCGACGGUGCUUCCAAUGCCCGAGGUCAUGGUAUAGGUGUUGUUAUCACUUCUCCAACUGGUUUCCACAUCCCCUUCACCGCUAGAUUAUGUUUUGACUGCACCAACAAUAUGGCAGAAUAUGAAGCAUGUACCUACAGUUUAGAGGCGGCAAUCGAUUUGAGAAUCAAAAUCCUUAAGGUAUUCGGUGAUUCAGCUCUGGUAAUCAGUCAAGUGAAAGACGACUGGGAGACUCGAGAUAGCAAGUUGAUACCCUAUAAAGAGAAUAUUAGAAAAUUGAUCCCUUACUUUGAUGAGAUCUCCUUUCAUCAUAUUUCUAGGGAAGAAAAUUAG
Lathyrus oleraceus (garden pea) is the source of this 615-nucleotide messenger RNA. RefSeq lists its product as uncharacterized. The record is from RefSeq and is a predicted model, not a curated record. The transcript has a single exon. Bases 1 to 615 code for a protein of 204 amino acids. Gene Ontology annotation, molecular function: nucleic acid binding; RNA-DNA hybrid ribonuclease activity. NCBI's taxonomy places the organism in Eukaryota, Viridiplantae, Streptophyta, Magnoliopsida, Fabales, Fabaceae.